Octopus bimaculoides (California two-spot octopus) is the source of this 12325-nucleotide messenger RNA. Its product is annotated as acetyl-CoA carboxylase. Gene Ontology annotation, cellular component: mitochondrion. The record is from RefSeq and is a predicted model, not a curated record. Lineage: Eukaryota; Metazoa; Mollusca; Cephalopoda; Octopoda; Octopodidae. Gene Ontology annotation, biological process: fatty acid biosynthetic process. Gene Ontology annotation, molecular function: metal ion binding; acetyl-CoA carboxylase activity; ATP binding.
CAUUAGUUAUAAGUAACACUGUAAGGCACGCGAGUUACUGCGCUUCUGUUGCGUACCACGACAUGAAAAGUAUUACUUAGUACUCCCUUCCGUUCUCGUCUAAUUGUACAAUCUCUUCGAUCAACGAUUCGGCUGUCGCCCGGUACCUCAAAAAUUAGCAGCAGCAACAGCUGCUACUACUACUGCCACUACUGCAGUCACAUCUGGAUAACUGUAGUUAGUAGUAGUAUAACAUGCUUUUGUAGUCAUUACCGUCAUCACAUGGCAAAUGCAUUGAAACAAAAGCGAUAUACGCAACAGUAAUCUGUGUAGAAACUCACCAAGAUACUAGAAAGAAAGAAAAAGAAAACUUUCAUAUCUGUUUUGUGUUUCUUUUCCCCACUCUUGUCUCUAAUUGAUAAAAUUCAUCCUCGUCAUUCGGAUUUGUGUCGCGACAAGGAUGGAUACUCUUCCUGACAAAAUCUCAUCUGUAUCUGAUUCAUCAGAAAAUACUCAAGACAGUAUAGAAGAUGAAUUUUUGGAGAUGAUGACUGCUGGUUCUCAGUCAAGUUCUGAAAGUGUUGAUGGAACAAGUGUCGAUGUAGUAACAUCUAAUUUCCCACUUGUCUUUCCUCAACAAUCUUAUCACUCAGAUGGAAUUGGUCAUCGACCUGUUCUCAGGCAUACGAUGUCAGGUGUUAACCUGGAUCAUCGAGGGAAACGUUCUACUUACCCGAAAGAUUUCACAGUUGCCACACCGGAAGAAUUUGUGAAGAAGUUUGGUGGUAAUAAAGUUAUCAACACAGUUCUGAUAGCAAACAAUGGUAUUGCAGCUGUUAAAUGCAUACGUUCUGUACGGCGAUGGGCAUAUGAGAUGUUCCGCAAUGAAAGAGCCAUUCGAUUUGUUGUCAUGGUUACCCCAGAGGAUUUGAAAGCAAAUGCUGAAUACAUACGUAUGGGUGACCAGUACGUUCCAGUUCAAGGAGGAUCAAAUCAUAAUAAUUAUGCCAAUGUAGAACUUAUUUUGGACAUUGCUAAACGGACACAGGUGCAAGCAGUUUGGGCUGGUUGGGGCCAUGCUUCAGAAAAUCCUCGACUUCCAGAGCUACUUCAUAAACACGGAAUAACAUUCAUUGGACCACCAGAAGGGGCCAUGUGGGCCCUUGGAGAUAAGAUAGCAUCAACCAUUGUGGCACAGACUGCUGGUGUUCCCACUCUCCCUUGGAGUGGAACAGGUUUAAGUCUAAAGAAGAGUGAUAUAGAACUAAAUAAGGGCCAAACACAAAUGGUACCUAAAGACCUAUAUAAUAAAGGAUGCAUUCAGAAUGUGGAUGAGGCCUUACAAGUGGCUUACAAGAUUGGUUUUCCUGUCAUGAUCAAGGCAUCAGAAGGUGGGGGUGGACGUGGUAUCAGAAAAGCAAAUAAUGCUGAUGAUUUUCUAAAUUUAUUCAGACAGGUACAAAGUGAAGUGCCUGGCUCACCAAUAUUUGUCAUGAAACUUGCAAUGGCUGCUCGUCAUCUUGAGGUUCAGAUAUUAGCUGACAACUAUGGCAAUGCAAUCUCUCUGUUUGGCAGAGACUGUUCAAUUCAAAGGCGUCAUCAAAAAAUCAUUGAAGAAGCACCUGUUGUUGUUGCAAAGCCAGAAACAUUUGAAGAAAUGGAAAAGGCUGCUGUGACAUUAGCAAAAAUGGUUGGUUAUGUGAGUGCAGGAACAGUGGAAUACCUAUAUUGUGAAGAUGACUCAUUCUACUUUCUUGAAUUAAAUCCACGGUUACAAGUGGAACAUCCAUGUACAGAGAUGAUUGCAGAUGUUAACCUUCCCGCCGCCCAAUUGCAGAUUGCAAUGGGAAUUCCGUUGUACAGAAUCAAAGACAUACGUCUGUUGUAUGGAGAAGAUCCUGCAGGUGACCAAAUCAUUCCAUUUGAUGAUUUGAAAAUUAAACCACAACCACGGGGUCAUGUUAUUGCUGCAAGAAUCACCAGUGAAAAUCCAGAAGAGGGCUUUAAACCCAGCUCAGGCACUGUUCAGGAGUUGAACUUCCGCAGCAGCAAGAAUGUCUGGGGUUACUUUAGUGUUGUAGCAUCUGGAGGUCUCCAUGAAUUUGCUGAUUCCCAAUUUGGUCAUUGUUUUUCAUGGGGAGAAUGCCGGGAGGAUGCACGAGAAAAUAUGGUUGUGGCGUUGAAUGAAUUAUCUAUCCGUGGUGAUUUCCGUACCACUGUAGAAUACCUUACUCGCCUCUUGGAAACUGAAGAUUUUCAAAUGAAUGUCUUAACUACUGGUUGGCUUGAUAAGUUGAUCGCUACAAAGUUUCAGGCUGAAAAACCUGAUAUAAUUCUUGGUGUCAUCAGUGGAUCUCUCCAUCUUGCUGAUCAUACAAUAUUCACUUGUUUCCAGAACUUUCAAAAUGCUUUAGAAAGAGGCCAGAUAUUUCCUGCAAAUUCUCUGAAAAAUAAAGUGGAUGUCGAGUUCAUUUACGAUGGUGUGAAAUAUGUUACGACAGUUGUGAGGACAGGACUGGCAAGUUACUUUGUUCUAAUGAAUGGCUCCUACAUGGAUAUUGAAGCUCAUCGUCUGACCGAUGGUGGGUUAUUGCUAUCAGUAGGUGGAUCCAGUUAUACCACUUACAUGAAGGAAGAAGUUGAUAGCUACAGAGUUACCAUCGGCAAUAAAACUUGUGUCUUUCUGAAAGAAAAUGACCCCACUGUACUCAGAUCCCCAUCUGCUGGAAAACUACUUUCAUAUAAAGUAGAAGACGGAGGACAUCUUUUCAGUGGGGAGCCGUAUGCUGAAAUGGAAGUUAUGAAAAUGAAUCUUACUCUUAAAGUUCCAGAAAGUGGUUGCAUUUAUUAUAAAAAACGCCCUGGAGCUCUACUUGAGCCUGGUGUAACUAUUGCUACCUUAGAUUUAGAUGACCCAAGUAGAACACAACAGGCGGAACUUUAUGAUGGUAGCUUACCAUACAACAGAAAUCAAUCAACUAGUGGUAACAAGCUGCAUCAAGUGUUUACAAGUAUCAAAGCUGAACUGGAGAACAUUUUAGCAGGCUAUGUCUUACCAAGUCCAUAUUUUAGUGAACGCCUCAAGGAAUCUGUCCAAACACUAAUGAAAUGUUUGCGAGACCCUAAUCUGCCUUUGCUUGAACUUCAGGACCUCAUUUCUAUGAGUGCUGGAAGAGUGGCACCACAUGUAGAAAAGUCAAUUCGUAAAUUAAUAACAUCAUAUGCUAAAAAUAUAACAUCAGUUCUCUCCCAGUUUCCAAGUCAAGAUAUUGCUCAUGUGAUUGACAGUCAUGCAGCCACACUAAACCGACGAGCUGAAAGAGAGGUGUUUUUUAUGACCACCCAAGGAAUUGUGCAGCUUGUGCAGAGAUAUCGAAAUGGUAUCCGAGGCCACAUGAAAUCAGUUGUUCGUGAUCUUUUGAAAUGUUAUGUUCAAGUUGAAGCUCAGUUUCAGCAUGGUCACUAUGAUAAAUGUGUUGCCCAAGUUCGAGAAAGACACAAGGAUGACAUGGGUGCAGUUACAGCUACAAUUUUUUCUCAUUCUGCAAUUGCGGAAAAGAAUGAACUGGUCAUAUUACUCAUAGAAUACCUGUGUGGAAAUGAAUCUGGUCUCACUGAUGACCUAGCACAGAUUCUCAGUGAGUUGACCACUCUGAACAAAACUGAAAAUGCCAAAGUAGCUCUCCGAGCACGACAGAUUCUGAUUGCUGCACAUCAGCCUGCCUUUGAACUGCGACAUAAUCAAAUGGAAUCAAUCUUUCUGUCUGCUAUUAAUAUAUCUGGUCACGAUUUCUGCCCUGAGAACCUUCAGAAACUUAUUAAUUCUGAGACUGCUAUUUAUGAUGUUUUGCAAGAAUUCUUUUUCCAUUCAAACUCUUUGGUGAGAACAGCAGCUUUAGAGGUGUAUGUCCGAAGAGCCUAUACUGCUUAUGAACUUGUGUGUUUGCGUCAUGAUCAACUCUUGAAUAGUCUCUGUGUUGUUGAAUUCAAGUUUCUUUUGCCAACAUCUCACCCCAACAGGUUGACUCAUCCUGGAUUGAUGGUAAUGCGGUUUGAUGGCAGCAUAACAAAAGAUGAUAUAAAACAGCAAUGGGAUCAUAAUGAGUCUUCCAUGCUCACUGAGAGGAUGGGUAUUGUUGCUGCUUUCUCAUCAUUUGCAGAACUCAGAGAAUAUUUUGAUGAAUUAAUGCUGAGGUUUUCUGAUGAAGAUGCAUCUGAAAUUCCUUUAAUACAGAAGACUUUACAAUCAGGAAUGGAAGAUGCUGUUUCUAUACAAAGUACAUCUGACAUUGAUGAGCCUAUUAAUAUUAUCAAUGUGUCUAUCAAAUAUUCUGAGAAACUGGAUGAUGAAACUUUGGCUCAAACAUUUCAAGAGUUCUGUAAAGAGAAGGAGAAAAUAUUAAGUGAAAAGGGCAUACGCAGAAUAACUUUCUUGGUUCUGUUUAAGCGGGAAUUUCCUCAAUUCUUCACUUUCCGUGCCCGUUUUGGGUUUGAAGAGGAUAAAAUUUACCGCCAUCUUGAACCUGCCCUGGCAUUCCAAUUGGAGAUCAAUCGGUUAAGAAACUUUGAUCUUGAAGCUAUUCCCACUGCCAACCAUAAGAUGCAUCUCUACUUGGGAAAAGCUAAGGUUGCAAAAGGCCAAGAAGUUACUGACUAUAGAUUCUUUGUGCGUUCUAUUAUUCGUCAUUCAGACUUGGUCACAAAGGAAGCAUCUUUUGAAUAUUUACAAAAUGAAGGGGAACGGACAUUGCUUGAAGCCAUGGAUGCUCUUGAAGUUGCUUUCUCACAUCCAUUUUCUAAAAGAACUGACUGCAAUCAUAUCUUUUUGAACUUUGUACCAACACUGACUCUGUCUGAACCUGGCAAGCUGGAAGAUACAGUACGGAAUAUCGUAAUGCGUUAUGGUAGCAGACUGUGGAAACUACGUGUGAUGCAUUCAGAACUGAAGUUUAUGAUUCGACUACAUUCCAAUGGUUCAAGCUUCCCGAUUCGACUAAAUGUGACCAAUGAGAGUGGAUAUUAUUUAGAUAUAUCUCUUUACCGAGAGGUUACAGAUGCAAAAACAGGUUUGGUUAUGUUUCAAGGAUACGGCACCAAACAAGGACCAUACCAUGGCCUUUUGACAAGCACUCCUUACAUGACAAAGGAUCAUUUACAGCUGAAACGCUUUCAAGCCCAGUCUAGCGGGACAACAUAUGUUUAUGAUUUCCCCGAGAUGUUCCGACAGGCUCUCAUGAAACUCUGGCAAGAAUAUUCUAUGCAAGCUGGUGAAGGAGAUCUCACUCUAAUGUCUGAUAUGUUUAUUUACAUUGAACUUGUACUUGAUAGCCAUGGACAAAUCUGUAUGCAGAACCGAUUACACGGCCAAAAUGAAGUUGGUAUGGUUGCUUGGAAAAUGACUUUGAAAACACCUGAAUUUCAAAAUGGCCGAGAUAUUAUUGUCAUUGCAAAUGAUAUCACACAUAAAAUAGGUUCUUUCGGACCUCAAGAAGAUCUGUUGUUCAAAGGUGCAUCUGAACUGGCUCGCAAAUUAAAAAUACCCCGUAUUUACCUGGCAGCAAACAGUGGUGCUAGAAUUGGUCUAGCAGAAGAGAUUAAGCAUUUGUUCCGUGUGGCCUGGGUUGAUCAAAUCGAUCCUAAUAAAGGUUUCAAAUAUCUUUAUCUCCGACCUGAUGAUUUCAAGAAAGUUAGUGCUGCCAAUUCUGUCCGAGCUGAACUGAUAGAUGAUGAUGGAGAAGCACGUUAUAAGAUUACUGAUAUCAUAGGUAAAGAAGAUGGAAUUGGUGUUGAAAACUUGAGGGGUUCUGGUAUGAUUGCAGGAGAGACGUCUCAAGCUUAUGAUGAAAUUGUUACAAUAAGUUUGGUGACUUGUCGAGCUAUUGGCAUUGGUGCUUAUCUUGUGAGACUUGGCCAAAGAAUUAUUCAAGUAGAGAACUCGCAUAUCAUUUUAACUGGUGCUGGAGCUCUGAAUAAAGUGCUUGGCCGAGAAGUGUAUACAAGCAACACUCAGUUGGGUGGUAUCCAAAUCAUGCACAAUAAUGGUAUUUCCCAUGAUGUGGCCUCAGAUGAUUUUGAGGGAGUUUACAAAAUAUUACAGUGGCUCUCUUACAUGCCUAAGUUUCACGGUGGACCACUGCCAAUUGUUCGUCCUCUUGAUCCAAUUGAUCGUACCAUUGAAUUUACUCCAAGUAAAACCAGUUACAAUCCUCGUAUGAUGCUUUGUGGCAGGAAAGACUCAAAUGGUGACUGGAUCAGUGGCUUCUUUGAUCGUGAUUCCUUCAUGGAGAUAAUGCGUCCCUGGGCACAAACAGUCAUUUGUGGACGUGCACGUUUGGGAGGAAUUCCAAUUGGUGUUGUAUGUGUAGAGACUCGUACUGUGGAAGUUACCAUUCCUGCUGAUCCAGCUAACCUUGAUUCAGAAUCAAAAAAUCUUCAACAAGCCGGACAAGUGUGGUUUCCUGAUUCUGCCUACAAAACUGCUCAGACAAUUAAAGAUUUUAAUCAAGAAGAAUUACCUUUAAUCAUUUUUGCCAACUGGAGAGGAUUUUCUGGUGGAAUGAAAGAUAUGUAUGACCAGAUUAUCAAGUUUGGCUCCUACAUUGUUGAUGCCCUUCGUGUUUACAAACAGCCAGUCAUGAUUUACAUUCCACCUUAUGCUGAAUUACGAGGUGGUGCAUGGGUUGUCCUUGAUCCCUCCAUUAAUCCAACACACAUGGAAAUAUUUGCUGAUGAAUAUGCCAGAGGUGGUGUGUUAGAACCACAAGGUACUGUUGAAAUUAAAUUCCGAAGAAAAGAUCUUGUUAAGGCUAUUCGCCGUAUUGAUCCCCAAUGUGCCAAGCUGGUGGAACAACUCAACUGUCCAACUCUGACCAAAGAGGAGAAAAAUCAGCUAGAGUUGGACUUGAGCAACAGUGAAAAUGAACUGAUGUCCAUCUACCAGCAGGUAGCGGUAGAAUUUGCUGACCUUCAUGACACUGCUGGACGCAUGGUAGACAAAGAAGUCAUAAAUGAGAUUGUGCGAUGGAAUACGAGUCGCGAAUUCUUUUAUUGGCGUUUGCGUCGCAGACUUCUGGAAAGUCAGCUAAAGAUGAAGAUGAUACAAUUUACCAAAGAUCUGCAAGAUGGGCAAUUAAACUCCAUGUUGCGUAGAUGGUUUGUUGAAGACCAGUCAACAGUAAACGCAUAUUUGUGGGAAAACGACAAGGCUGUUGUUGAAUGGUUGCGAGAUCAAAUGGAUGAUGACGGGCUCCAUAAUGCCAUUGCAGAAAACAUAAAGUGUCUGCAGAGAGACCAUGUCAUUCAACAAAUUCGAAGUUUGAUCCAGAACAAUCCUGAAGUUGCCAUGGACUCAAUUAUUCAUAUCAAGCAACACAUGAGCCCAACACAGAAAGCUGAAGUGUCCCGUAUUUUCACUAACAUAGACACAUGAUCAGUCAGUCCUUGAUAAUAGUGGAAUGUUUCUAUUUAUUCCAAAUUAUCAUUGCUGAAUGUUUCUUAAUUUAUUAUUUUUCUAUUAUAUAUAUAUAUAUAUAUAUAUAUAUAUAUAUAUUCUUUAAAUUUUCCUGUUAUGUAUGUUGAAUUUCCAGUUUUGUGGCUAUUUAUUUUUAAUUUUCAUUCAUAUGUUGACUGUUUCUGUUCAAUUUGUUUAACAAAUAUGUCUCACUAGUACUUCCUACUUUUUCCAACAAUGCAUAAUUUUUAGAUUUAAUCUUACACUUUGUUAAAUUGAAAAUAUAAAUUUGUACAUAAUAAUACUUUGGCAUUUUUGUUAGCUUGUUAUAUUUUCCUUAGUGGCCUUCUCAUAGCUCUUUAUCAGGUUUUUGCAAUGUAACUAUUACUGCUUACAUCAUCAUCAUCAUUAUUAUUAUUAUUAUUAAGGUGAUGAGCUGGCAGAAUCGUUAGCACAUUGGGCAAAAUGCUUAGCAGUAUUUCGUCUGUCUUCACAUUUUAAGUUCAAAUUCUGCCGAGGUCGACUUUGCUUUUCAUCCUUCCAAGGUCAAUAAAAUAAGUACCAGUUGAGUACUAGAAUUGAUGUAAUCAACUAUCCCUUUCCCCUAAAUUUCAGGCCUUGUGCCUAUAGUAGAAAGGAUUAUUAUUAUCAUCAUUAUUAUUGUGGGUAUUGGAGUGAUUGAAAACACUAGAGUACUGGACCAGAUGAUUUGCAGUACAUCUAUCCUUGUUCAUCACAGGUGUUUGGUUAAAAAAAAAACACAGAAUUAAAUGAGACAGUGGUAAAUGAAUAAUAGACCAUAUGGGAAAUAUAGGUUUUGUUUCAAGUCCCCAAGUCUGCAGUCCAAGCAGCAUUGUUGACUGAUCGCCCGCUUGUGUUAUCACAGAUCAAUUCAUGAUAAGUCUAACAUAGUCCACAGUGAGUGUGCCAUGUUAUCCUGGAUCAGAGCUGAAUGAAUCUAUGAUAGAUGAAGAUAGAUGUACUUGGUUUUGUCACUUUAUGGUCUGAGUGCUAAUGUUGCUGGGCUCAGCUUUACUUUCCAUUUCUCCUUGGCAAUGGCCAAUAAAAUAAGUACUCAGAGUGUUAACUUUACUACUGCUAUAUAAAUUUUGAACCUUUGCCAAUGUUGAUAGUAUCAGUAGAGCAUUGGGCUUCAUGUCUUGUGAUAUUUAAAUUUUGAAUCCACAUCUCGCCAAAGUCAGUUUUGCUUUUCAUCCUUUCAGAGUUGAUGUAUUAAAGUUCCUGUCAUUUACUGGUCUUAGUAUAAUCAACAGUAUCCUUGUAAAUUAUAUGACUUUGUGUCAGAAGUCCACUAUUUUCUUUUAUUGCCAUACUUAUUGCCAUUUAAAGUGCAUGAAUGCCACAAAUUCCAAAUUUUUCUUUAAAAAUCUGAUUUUAUGUCUAUGUAAAAAGAAAAAGUACAAAUAAUAAUAAUGACUUUCAAAUAUAAAUGUGUAAUAUUUUUAGACUACUGUAACUAACCAGUUUAUAAUCAUAUUGCUUCCUAAGGAAAUGAAAAUGUUACAUGCAAGAGUUCACAUAAAUAUUCACUGUCAAAUGUGAUUAUUCCAUUUAAGAAGGGUUUGAAGAAGACAACUUAAAAUUAAAAGAAAAGAAUGAUUUCUUGUCCUUUUGUGUGUAGCUGGUGAUAUUACUGUUAUCCAUUGUAAAAUUAUUUCAGUUUGAAUGUUUAAAUUACCUGGUGAUGCAGCUUCUGUUGACCGUUCUACUGUUAGUAAUUUCUCUUGAAUUACUAAAUAUGCUUUAUUAGUAUCUAGAAGUUUAAAAGUGAAAUACAUGUCAAGACAAAAACAAAUGUAAAAUAAAAAUAUAUUUUGAAAAAGAAAACUAAAAAUAUAUUUUGUUCAAGUAAAAUGAAACUUAAACAGAAAAAAAAAAAGAAAAGAAUUUAAUAUUCUUUGCAUUGAAGUAAAUUUUUGGUGCUUUGUCUGAUAGCUGGAUUGUUCUGUGUAAUGUAAGUAAUCUUGCUUACACAGUCAGUACUUGCUCUAGUACACACUGAAGUAGUCAAUGCUAGCUUUAUGGUAAAAUGGUGACUUGUUUGAGAGCUGAACAUCAUAUUCUCUUGCAACGGGAUACUGAAGUCCCAAUCUCCUCAGGGCUUACUUUAAAAAAAAAAAUUAAGGGUAAAAUAUUGGUCUUAGUUAUAUGCUAACAAGGACAUGUGGGGACCUUGUUCAGAGAUGAAACAUUUAAUCACCUAUUUUUGUUUUACUCCCAUUUACAAUCCCUUUUAUUUUUGGUACUGUUCUUGCUUUCCUUCAUGUUUGGAUGUGAUUUUCUCUUGCUAGCAUUGGUUGGAUGGAUCUGCAAAUGUUGAUAUUUGCAUGAAAUGCUAGAUUUAAGGUACUCUACAACCACAUUUCCUUGCUUAUGCAAACCAUUCAUCUAAAUAAGAAUGAUUGUAACCAUGUUCAUUUCACAGGAACUUUUUACCCUUUAAAGUCUACAGCCCAACACUUAAAUAACUUAAGUCACCCUGUCCAUUUGAAUAUUAGUUUCUCUGUAUAAUUCUUUUAUUUAUUGGACAAUCACAUGUGAUAUUUAUUAAUCAUGGAUUCAUUUUUAAGAAAAAAAUAUAAUUUAUCCUGAUAGAAAAUAUUGUGACAUCUAAUUUAUACAUUUGUUGCAACCUUUCUACCCCGGUGUGUUUUGACCUUAACCCAAUAAGGGUCGCUUAUUUUGACAGUAAUAGAGGCAGGGAGUUGUAUGCUAAAUAACUAAAAAAUAAUACUUGGUAGUUUUUUUCCCCGCCUUUCUGUUUGCUUCUGGACAGAUAUAUUCACACUAACUGGAAGCUUAUUGUAGCUUGAAUAUUUAUAGUGAUGUGGUACUGAGACACUUGCUGGGUCCUUGCAUUUUUGAGAGUGUCUUAACAAUAGUGAGACCCUAGUUUUUGAGUAUCUUAAAAAAAAAGAAAAGGUAGAUUAUUAAAUUUGAUUUAUGCUUGGUGGAGUUGGGGUUAGCAUAAAAGAAACUGAUGCAAACAUUUACCAUCCAUGUCUCUAACUAAUUACAAUAAUUUGAAGCACAAAAACCAUUUACAAACACACACACAUACACAGUGUAUAUAUAUAUAUAUAUGUGUGUGUGUAUAGGUACCUUAUUUAAUAUAUUAUCUUGAUAUAUCUAUACAUAUAUAUUUAUGUAUGUAUAGAUACUAAUGCAUAUAUAUUAAGUAUCGUCAAAAAUUAAUCCUUUCAAUAUCAAUCUACCUGAGAUUGCCCUUGGGUCUCUGAUACAACACCUUAUGUUUUAUUAUGCAAGAACCUUCUGUUAUAUUUAAAAUAUCAGCUUAAUAAUGCUUAAUUUAGUCAUUUUAUGAAAUACUUCAUCCUGCUUAAUUUCAAGAUUAAUUUAAAUAUAUUAGUAGUAUAUUUGAUUAGAAAUAGGGUCUUGAAAAUAUUUAGAAAGUAAUAUUUUUGUCUCUUAGUGCAAAAGCUGAGUUGAAGAAGUACUGGACAAUUUACUCUUCCCUCAGGAAUCCAUUAUUGCUUUGCAUUAUUGUGUUCUACAUAACACUCUGAAAAUUUGUUUGUCUCCGAUCUCAAACUAAAUAAAAGCUUUAGAAAGCCCCUUUAGCUUUAAACAUCAAAAUUCUGAAUUUGUUAACAAUAAAGAAUGAAUAGCUUAGUAUUUCUUCAGGUAAAUGUUACUUGAGUAAAGUGUUGCACAGUGCUAAUAUUUCCAACUUCCCGCAGAAUGAAAUUACAUUCUAAUAAAGAUUGAGAUUUAUCUUAGUCUGAAGAACAAGGAUUAAGAUACCCUACAAUCACAUGUCCUUGCUAAUGCCAACCGUUCAUCUAAAUAAUGAUGACUGUAAAUCUUCAGGAAAAUUAAACAUAAAUAGUGCUUGUAUUGUUUGAUUAGUUAUCCUAGUGUAGGGCUGACUGGAAAUGCUAAUUAAAGAAUUCUAAGUAAUAAUUUCUGUCUAACUUUUUAGUACUCUUAAUUAAGUAAGAUAUUAGUGAAAUCACUCAUUGAUACCCAUUAAUAUUUUUUUUGUAAUUAUUAUUCAUUCCCCAAACUAAAUUAAACAUGAACUUGAACCCUUUAGCAUUCAGAUUACUCUACCAAAUGUAAUACUUACUUAUUCACACUACUUUGAAUUCAUUUAUGCAUUAUGUUGUGGCAAGGUUUUGAUGAUGGAAUUGUUUAUUUUUAGAAGGACAUUGUAUGGAAGGUGUGAGUAACUAAUUGGAACAUAAAACAGGUAGAAUAUUUAAGCUGGAUAUAGCCAGUUUCAAUGCUAAAGGGUUAAAAUAAUCUCAUCAGAAAACUCUUUGUGAAAACCUCUAUAAAUGGGCUCAUUUCUUGGAAAAAGAGAUUAGAUUUGUUAAUUUUGAGAGAGAGUGAAAGGAGUCUCUUCCCCUUUUAUUUUGUAACAUGCCAAAUGAAGGAUGUUUUGUUAUGAAAGAUAUCCUGAGGUAUUGAAAUGACAGCUUCAAGGGGUGUUGAGAUGUUCAUGUUAAAAAUUUUCUUUUCAAAUGAUUUGCAUUAAUUUCACCCCUUGAUAUUUGUUGGUAUGUGAGUAAAGCCCACAUAGACACAGAUGAGUACAUGUACAUAAACAUACUCACACAGUCAUUGUAUGUAUGCAGAUACAUAAAUAUACACAUCAACAAGACAUUACAUAACUAUAUGUAUGACUGAAAUCUUUUACGUUCAAGUUUGUAAGUCCCAUUGAUACCAGUGAGGUAUCAUAUUGAUACCCUUCUAGUGACAUCACUAAUAUCCCCAAAUAUUGGAAAUAACUUCAUUUUGUUUUAUUAAUUGCUUAUAUUAAAUUGUAAAGAGAGUAUUGUAAAUCUUGGAAACUGUGCUCCUACUGGGACCAAUCAUGUUUGUAAAUAAAGAAAAAAAAAUAUAACCAUU